Hibiscus syriacus is the source of this 975-nucleotide messenger RNA. RefSeq names its product calcineurin B-like protein 7. The transcript has 10 exons. The coding region runs from base 250 to 894 and encodes 214 amino acids. NCBI's taxonomy places the organism in Eukaryota, Viridiplantae, Streptophyta, Magnoliopsida, Malvales, Malvaceae. Gene Ontology annotation, biological process: calcium-mediated signaling. Gene Ontology annotation, molecular function: kinase binding; calcium ion binding. The record is from RefSeq and is a predicted model, not a curated record.
CGAGGGAGAAGGCUCAGAAGAGUCGAGAAACAAGCUUCAAGCUGGCAAUAUAAUCGAAAUAUAUAAGCUAAAUCUUGAGCACCAGAAAGAUUCAAGAAGGAGAAAGCGUUAGAUCAAGUCAAGUUCCAGGUCAAGCAGGUGAACCUUCGGCUGCAAAUGAGUGUAUUGUUGACAAUUUUUGUGUUUGAAUAGCAUUGGUUGUUGUCAUGGGAUGUGGAAGCUCGAAGAGAAUCAAGCGUGUCCCCGGUUAUGAAGACCCAAAUGUUCUUGCUGCCGAAACAAUUUGUGAGUUGCAAUUCUGGUUCUUCAUUUACGGUUAGUGAGGUAGAGGCAUUGUAUGAGCUUUUUAUGAAACUAAGCAAUUCGAUAAUUGCCGAUGGGCUUAUUCACAAGGAAGAGUUCCAGCUUGCCCUCUUCAGGAACAAAAAUCAGAGGAAUCUUUUUGCGGACAGGAUUUUCGAUUUGUUUGAUAUCAAACGUAAUGGGGUCAUUGAGUUCGGGGAGUUUGUUCGAUCAUUGGGUGUCUUUCACCCCAAUGCACCUGUGGCUGACAAAAUAGCAUUUGCUUUCAGGCUUUAUGACCUAAAACGAACCGGCUUUAUCAAGCGUGAGGAGUUGAAGGAAAUGGUUUUGGCACUUUUGCAUGAAUCAGAUUUAGUUAUUUCAGAGGAUGCUGUUGAAACAAUUGUGGAUAAGACAUUCAGCGAGGCAGACACGAAAGGUGAUGGGAGAAUUGAUCCAGAAGAGUGGAAAGCAUUUGUAUCAAAAUACCCAUCUCUCAUAAAGAUCAUGACUCUCCCAUAUUUGAAGGAUAUAAGCCUUGCAUUCCCCAGCUUCGUGGUUCGGACCGAGAUCGAUGAUUCGGAACUCUAUCUCGGCGUUAAUGGAGAUUAAUAUCGGAUUUUGUCGGAAUGUUUUGUGCUAAUCUCAACCAAUUACGAAGCUUGAGGUAUAUUGCCAAUCCAAUCCUCGAAA